AAGCAUGAUAUGUGGAUCUUCUAUUAUGAUUGAUUAAAGAAAAGAAAAAAAAAAGGUGGAGAUGGGGUUGCCUUUAUAUACACAUAAAUUGAUAUCUGUAUGUUUGUCUGUGUGAUUGCGUUAGCUGAGUGCCUAAGUAUCCUUUUCCUUCACAUUCCUUUUCUUCCUCUUCUUUUUCAAUUUGAUAAAAAGAAAAUCAUGUCUUAUGCACUCAACAAGAUUUCUCACUUACGAAUCCCAUAUGAAGAUCAUAUCGAAUCGGCUACCGAUGACAUGGAUGAUGAAAAUAUCAUUAGCGAAAACGACGAAUGUGUAAGUUACAGGGGACAACUUUUGUGGUCUGGAGAGUUGAUCGAUAUAGUUGCACAAGAAUAUGAUCGUCAUCUUUCAGAAGGAAUCUCCAAGUUCGAGGCCAACGCUUUAAUACUUUCUGGUCUCAAGCAUAAAAAUAUCGUCUCUUUUGUUGGGUUCUGUGAGGAUCCGUACUGGGUUAUCAUCGUAACCAAGUAUGAGGUCAACAAAAGUCUCGAUAUGUAUUUAAGUGACUCAAGAAGCCUCUCAUGGAUGAAAAGAUUACAGAUAUGUGUUGGUGUUGCGCAUGGAUUGAGCUACCUUCAUUACGAGGAGGGGCGUGAUUAUAGUGUCAUACAUUGCAACAUCAAAAGCUCUUCAAUUCUGUUAGAUGAAAACUGGGAGCCCAAAAUAACUUAUUUUGGAAAUUCGAUAAGAACUCCAGUAGCUCAAAGGCAUCGUCUUCUCCAUGCUAAACAUUCUGGUACAGUAGGAUAUAUGGACGCAAUAUAUGAAAAGACUAAAGGUGUGACCCACAAGGUGGAUGUAUUCUCCUUCGGCGUGGUCCUAUUUGAAGUUUUGUUUGGGUGGGAAGCAUCAAGUCCGAAUGAGGAGAACGAGUCAUUAGUACAAUCGGCAAAAUUGCAUUAUGAAAAGGGAACGCUGGAAGAUAUGAUUAGUAGUGAUCUAAGGGAAGAAAUGGAUGACCAAUCAUUCAACAUCUUCUCAGAAACAGCAUAUUGUUGUUUGAAAGCGCAGAGAGCACAACGCCCGAAUAUGGAUCAAAUUGUCAAACGUCUAGAGAAAGCGGUGGAACUUCAAAAGAAAUUCGAAAACCAUGAACAUUCAAGAGAUGCGAGUGAAGGUACAUCGAUGGAUCGGCUGAAGGGGAAAGAUUUUGAACACUUGAAGAUUAAACUAAGUGAUUUAGAGUUUGCCACAGAGGAAUUUUCUGAAAAAUUCUGCAUCGGUUCGGGAGGAUAUGGCAAAGUGUACAAAGCAAAGCUUCAAUUUGAUGGGAAAAGUUAUUCGAAAAUAGAAGAGAAGAACGAGGGUGAAUUUCCCAAUAAGGAUAAAACUGUAGCUAUAAAGCGCAUCUUUAGUAGAGCGGACAAGCAGGGUGAAGAUGGGUUCGUUGCUGAAAUUGAAAUGCUUAGUAGUUGUAAGAAUCGCAACAUAGUCUCCCUUCUGGGAUUUUGUGAUGAAGGUCCCCAACAGAACCUUGUCUAUGAGUAUGUUUCUAAUGGAAGCCUCGAUGAUUAUUUGGGAAGCAUCAAUAACAUGACUAACCUUACCUGGUUGCAACGUAUAAGAAUAUGCAUUGAUAUUGCACAUGGAUUAGAGUACCUUCACAGUAGCACGGAGAACAAACAAAAGAUAAUACACCGGGAUAUCAAGAGCGCCAACAUACUUUUAGAUGAGAAUUGGGAGGCAAAGAUUGCUGACUUUGGGCUCUCCAAAUUCCACCCUUUGAAUCACCAAGCAAGCACUCUCAAUAGCAUUAAUGUUGCUGGCACAGAAGUGUACUUGGAUCCAGAAUAUUUGAAGACAGGUAAGUUCAAAAAGGCAACAGAUGUGUACUCUUUGGGAGUAGUUUUUUUUGAGAUUUUGUGUGGAAAGGUGGCAUAUGAUCCAAUUUAUUUGGAGGAGGAUGUAAAAGGACUGGGACCCAUCGCCCGACGACGCUUCCAGGAAGGAACACUUAAGGAAAUGAGAGAUCCUAACCUAACGGAAGAAAGUGAUGAAAUCUUUUUUACUCAAAAUAGAGGACUCAAUGAAGAUUCUUUGGCUACAUUUUCAGAAAUUGCAUACAAGUGUUUGGCAGAAACUCAAGCUGAACGUCCAACAAUGGAAGUCGUCAUCGAGGAACUUAAGAAAGCAUUAUCUUUUCAAGAAAACCAAACGGACAACCUCAAAUUUUCACUUGAAGACAUAAAAUUGGCAACAGAAAACUUCAGCAAUUGCCUUGGAGAAGAAGAAUGUUGGGGGCUAUACAAAGGAGAAGUUUUAAAUGCUAAUGGAAGUACCAUGGUUGUUGCAAAGCGGUUGGACAAUGAGGAUACUGAUUUUAUAGAACAUGAGUUUUUCACAGAGCUUAAGAUUCUCCAUGGGUAUAAGCACAAGAAUAUCAUCGGUCUUGUAGGCUAUUGCAACGAAAUGGGUGAAAGAAUCAUUCUUUAUGAGAAUACAUCUAAAGGAAGUCUUGAUAGGUAUUUAAAAGACAUAAAUCUUACAUGGAAGAAACGACUUGAGAUAUGCAUUGAUGUUGCAACGGGGUUGGAUUUCCUUCAUGGAGGUGAUACAGCACACGAAUUAGUGGUGCAUAGGAGCAUCACAAGCUUUAGCAUUCUAUUAAGUGAUGAUUGGAAAGCACGGAUUUCUAAUCUUGGACUUUCCCUUGUAACUUCAGUAGACAACGAGGUUGAGUUUGACAUAAGUGAUAGUUCCUGCCCAGUUAAAUACAUUGACCCGUUGUAUCGUGUAAAGGGUACGUUAACCAAAGAAUCUGAUAUAUUUUCAAUUGGAUUGGUUUUAUUUGAAAUAUUGUAUGGGUUUUCAACGUCUAACAACUACUCUCAUGAUAAUGAGUUAACCUCGUUGGUUAAAGACUAUUAUCGAGAAGGAAAACUUGAUGAGUUGGUGUUUGAGGGUAUUAAGGAACAAACUGUGCCACAAUCAUUGACUGCAUUUCAGAAAAUUGCCCUUCAAUGCUUACAUGACAAGAGAGAAGAAAGGCCAACGGCAGGUGAAGUGUUAAUACAACUUAAGAAAGCAUUGGAAUUCCAAGAAGAUUAUGAAAUGUGGGAGCCCAAACUGCCUAAAGACUACAAAGAAAUAAUACUGAUGUCAAAAACCCCCGACGUCUACUCUAUGUCAAAGAAAAAAGAUAUCUACGAUAUGCUCUUGAAAGGAAUCCUCGUUCAACAGGGCAACGUGUGGUUUUCAAUUGGAGAAAAUGGAGGAAGAAAUGAAAUGUUAUCAGCAAGAAACUUUUCAUACAAAAACCGUUGGUCACGUAAACGGCGAUAUGUUCCACAAUCCAGGUUUCAUAAAGCAGCAGAGAUGUUAGACAUUUCAAAUCUUAAUAUCCAAAUAAAGAUAAAACCUCAAUUUUUGUCUCCGGAUGUCAAUUAUGGUGUUUAUCUUGUCUUUAGAUUUUCUGGUCCAACAAAAUCAAAAUUUGAACGGAUGUACGUGAACCUCAAGUACAAAAAGGGGAGUGAAACCUUACAUGCAUAUUUUGCCAUAUGGAGAGAAGAUGAUUGGAUGAUGAUUGAAUUGUGUCGAUUCUUAAAUCACAAAGAAGAUACUGAUUUUGAAUUUCUACUUGAGAGUUUUCAAAGAUGCUAUUGUGAAAGCCGUGUCAUCCAUAUUGAAGGCAUUGAGUUUCGAGCCAUUGAUUAUGUGAAACAUGAAGAAAUUAAGGAAUUAAAGGAAACACAAGAAGUUUUGAAAUCAGACUUGUACGUGGACCAGGUGCAACAAAACUAUGACAAGGGUGAAAAGUUGUUCUCGCUAAACGAUGUGAACAAACAGAAGCAUUAUAUUCUUUCAGCAAAGGAGGCUCUUUACCAAUCUUCUCAUGUGAAGUUUUUUGAUCCGAUACCCUCAACCCAGUCAAGAUUCCAAAAUGCGAUUGAGCUUCAACGACAACAAGUCUUUCGUAUCAAGUGCAAGAUUGAAAGUCAAAGGUUGUCACCAGAUACAGAAUACACAUGUUACCUUGUGUUCAAGCUUUCAGAAAAAUGCCAUGGCUUGCAUUGCCCUGUAAUAGUACGAGAUUUACUCCAACAACGCCAAAACAAAGAGAAGGGAAUUCUAUAUUUUAGAUCCCCAAGCCCAUGUAAUGUCAAUGAUACUGAUUGGGUUCCAGUUGAGAGAGAAGAUGGAUGGAGGGAGAUCAAUGUGUGGAAAUUCAACUCAAGUAAUAAGCUUCGAGAUGAUUGUAUUUCUAUCAAUUUGAAGCUAAUAAGUUAUGAAGGAACUAUGUCUGGACUCAUUAUAAGCAGCCUUGAGUUUCGGCCUAUGUAAGCAGAUAACUUCAUUUUAGAGAUGUUACCACUAACUGGUAAUUGGUCAUAUCAUGGGUUUGGCAGCAGAGGUAAAAGUUCAACGAGAGGCAUUAACAACAAUCACCAAUUCUCAAAUCAAGAAAAACGAGGAAGUCCCCAAGCUGUUCCUAUAUGCAUUCUUUUCGGGUGGCAUGUUGGCUCCGAAGACAAGUUGAUUAUGUAAUUUUUCCUUAUACAGCUCUACUUUCUCAUUAUCCUUCAAAAUAUGUGUUCAUCUUUGUCACUGACAGGCUCAGUUGGAUAUAAUAUGUGCUUCUAUAAUAUGUAUAUUACGUGUUGUAUCAACACACCUAAUAA
This is a messenger RNA of Lactuca sativa (garden lettuce), 4661 nucleotides long. RefSeq lists its product as uncharacterized. Gene Ontology annotation, cellular component: plasmodesma; plasma membrane. The record is from RefSeq and is a predicted model, not a curated record. Lineage: Eukaryota; Viridiplantae; Streptophyta; Magnoliopsida; Asterales; Asteraceae. Gene Ontology annotation, biological process: protein autophosphorylation. Gene Ontology annotation, molecular function: transmembrane receptor protein tyrosine kinase activity; ATP binding.